Molecule: messenger RNA, 2452 nt
Organism: Hemicordylus capensis (graceful crag lizard)
Lineage: Eukaryota; Metazoa; Chordata; Lepidosauria; Squamata; Cordylidae
Gene: MLF1
Product: myeloid leukemia factor 1
Exons: 10
Coding region: 263-1219 (318 amino acids)
Biological process (GO): regulation of DNA-templated transcription
Cellular component (GO): cytoplasm; nucleus
Source: RefSeq, a predicted model, not a curated record
CCCAACGCACAGACGGAGUAAGAGGCCCAGCCUUGGAGUCGGUUGCUAUGGUAGCAGCUCCUCCCCAUUGUCGCCCGGCGCCAUGUUGGAUGCCCGCCAGGGCCAAUGGGAAAGCAGAGGCGCUGAUUCCGAAGGGGAAAGGAGGGCGGGGCGGGAGAGGGGGAGCCCUGCCCAGUAAGAGCCCGCGGGACGGGAGGCCCCAGCGGGAAGAUCUGUUGUGGAACGCGCGGGCUGAAGACGCGCCUUAGCAGCUGCCGGAGCGAUGUUCGGGGGGUUGACCAGGAUCUUCGAAGACGACCCCUUCUUUCGGGAUCCCUUUGCUGCACAUAAUGAACAUAUGCGUCAUUUCUUUUCUGAUGCCUUUGGACGAGAUCAGUUUCCUGCUCUUAAAGAUGGCAGAGAAGGAACUCUAAAUCAAAGAGGAUGCCCUGAUUCUCGGGUUGCUUUGAGGGACAAUCACAAGGCGAUGAACUGUUCCCUUAUGCCUUUUGGCAGUUUUGGUGGCAUGGCAACAAGUCUUCCACUAAUGCCUUUUGGCAGUUUUGGUGGCAUGGCCAUGAGUUUUCCUCUUAUGCCUUUUGGCUGUUUUGGUGGCAUGAACAUGGACUUUAGGGAUCCUUUCUCUGCAAUGGAUAGAAUGAUGUCAAACAUGAGGAACAGUAUGGUGGAUCUGCAAAGAAACUUUGAUAAAAUGGCACUUGAUCCAAAUGCACACUCAUUCAGUUCUUCCUCAGUGAUGACCUAUUCGAAGAAGGGUGAUGAACCUCCAAAGGUUUUCCAGGCUUCCGCUCAGACACGCAUGGCACCAGGAGGGAUUAAAGAAACCAGAAAAGCACUUAAAGAUACCGAAAGUGGGUUGGAGAAAAUGGCUAUUGGUCAUCACAUUCAGGAUCGUGCUCAUGUCAUUCGAAAGGCAAAAAAUAACAAGACUGGUGACGAAGAACUGAAUCAAGAAUUUGUCAAUUUAGAUGAAGCUGAAGCUCAUACAUUUGAUGAAGAAUGGCAGAAGGAGAUUCUCAGGUUCAAACCCUCUGGAGUGAGAAACAACAUAGAUGCUCCACGACACAGAAGCAUCCAUCAUGUAAGCAAGGAAGAUGCACCAAGGAGGGAGAAAACGCACCCAAGAACAGCCAUUGAGGGACGCAGGAGGCCUACAUCUUCUGUGGAGAAGCUCAAUAUCAAGGGAUCACAUGUUCCUCUCAAAACCAGCAAAAAAUAAAUGGCUGUGCUGCUUUCAAUAUUAAUCUGGCUGUGUCUGGGGAGGACGCAGUGAUUCUGGAUCAAUGAAUAAGACCAAGCUCUCUGUCUAGCAGUAGUAAAUUUUGCCCUUUGACUACUGAAUGUUUGUGAAAGCUCCAACUCGUUGGUAACAUUUGGUUUUGAGCAGUACAAGAAAAGCAUUGAUACUGAAAAGCACUUUAUAGAUUUCUUUUUUUUUUAGUAUGGAGUAGAAUGUUAAAGUACAUAGCUUCUAUUCAUACCAAAUGCUUUAGCAAACAUGGAGAUGAAACUGUAUCAUUGCAACUACAUGUGCACUUAUUCAGACUACAGUUAAUAAACUGCUGUUUGUUAGCUCAAGCAAUAUUGGUGUGGUUUUGGUGAAGAGUCUAGAGCAUUGUAAAGAAGUAUCUGUAGCUUUAAAGCGAUAGUUUACUGAGAAGCAUUUGUACCACACUUUUAUUAUACAGUCAGUAUUGAUAACUUAGUCUGGCAGGGGAGGCAUCAAAUUGCAUAAAUACAAAUGAAUUUUGUCACCACGUCCUCCAUUUUGCAUAUAUUUUAAAACAGCCACCUCUCCUAAAUUGUUAAUCAUUCUCUUUCCUUGGAAGAUAUCCCCCUCUUUCAUCUGUGCCAUACAACUUGCUACGAUUAAACAGCAUGUUGCUACCCACUUUCCAAUAGCAAUAAACACUAUCUUAUCAUUAUCUUAAUGUUGUUCUAGCAGAUUGGCAUAGGGAACCAUACCAGUGAGGAACCCAGAAAUACAAUUUGUAAUCUUUGUAAAGGAAAGAUUUUCUAUUUCCCUUAUUUGAAACUGAAAACUCAUUCACUAGAACAAACUUCAUCCAGAUUUCAUGUUGCAUCUGAAGGCUAUUCAGAGUAAGUUGCAAACACAAAAAUCUAACAUGUCAAGAAUCUCGACUGCACGUAAGAGCUCCAAAAGUGAGUUUUAAUUGUAAUAGGAGUUUUAAUUGUAAUAGUAUAACUCCUUUUUGUUUCUGUGAACCAUAAUUACUUUAAUAUUUAUUAACGUGUCCCUCUUAGAUUUUUCUAAGAUCUGUAAUAGUCUUCCAUGGAAUAUAAAUUUUGGUUUUGCUCUGUUUAUAAUAAAAUAGGCUUCCUUUUGCUACUUAAAGGUUAUAGUUCCAUAUGCUCUAGUGUUAAAAUGACUUUAACAUGUACACAAAGUUGCAACUUUCAUGAAUAAAAAUAGCAAUUAUUACUUGGAAAA